Molecule: messenger RNA, 642 nt
Organism: Acanthosepion pharaonis
Lineage: Eukaryota; Metazoa; Mollusca; Cephalopoda; Sepiida; Sepiidae
Source: the annotation of a GenBank genome assembly
AUGAUGUUGGGGGAUCAAGUUACGACACAAGCUAGGAUUUUCUUCAUUUCUCUCUCUCUCUCUCUCUCUCUCUCUUUCUCCCUCCUCCACCUCUCUCUCACACACUUAAUCACUCAUUCUGAUAGUGAAUGGUGGAAAAUCUCGAAGUUUGAUUUUGGGGAUCUAGUUUCGGGGCAGAUUAGAGUUUUCUUGGUAUCUCUCUCUCUCUCUCUCUCUCAGGAUCACGUUUCGAACGAAGCUGUGUGUUUCUUCAUUUUCUCUCAUUCUAUCUCUCUCUCUCUAUCACUCACUUCCUCUCUCUCUCUCUCUCUCUGUAAUUUCUGGAAAAUCUCCUCACGGAUGACGUUAGGGAUCACGUUUCGAACGAGGCUGUGUGUUUCUUCAUUUUCUCUCAUUCUAUCUCUCUCUCUCUAUCACUCACUUCCUCUCUCUCUCUCUCUCUCUCUCUCUGGCAGUGAAUGCUGGACAGAUUUUCUCACAGAUUUUUUCUCACUGCCUCUGACUCUCUCUGUCUGUUUCUCUUUCAUGGAAUGCUGGAUAAUCUCCUCACAGAUGAAGUUUUGUGAUCAAGUUUCGGAUCAUUUGUCGCACUCUCUCUUUCUCUUUGUCUCUCUCUCUCUCUCUCUAUCUCUCUGGCAGUGA